Molecule: messenger RNA, 808 nt
Organism: Chondrus crispus (carragheen)
Lineage: Eukaryota; Rhodophyta; Florideophyceae; Gigartinales; Gigartinaceae
Exons: 2
Coding region: 1-522 (173 amino acids)
Biological process (GO): dolichol-linked oligosaccharide biosynthetic process
Molecular function (GO): hexosyltransferase activity
Source: RefSeq, a predicted model, not a curated record
AUGGGGCUCCACGCCCUCGUCACCGUCGGCUCCACGUCCUUCCCCGUCCUCACGGACUACAUGCUCACGUCCCCUGCGCUCGCGCACUUGCACGCCCUAGGUGUUCACACUCUUACGGUCCAGCACGGCGCCGCCGCGCUCCAGGCCGUGCCGGAAUCGUGUCCGCUGCGCGUCGAAGCGUUUCCGUACACGCCCGACCUUGCCGCCCAUCUGGACGUCGCCGAUCUCGUUUUGUCGCAUGCAGGCGCAGGCACCAUUUCCGAGGGCCUGGACAAGAAGAAGCGCAUGCUUGUCGUCGUCAAUGACGCCUUAAUGGACAACCAUCAGACAGAGCUCGCAGCCGCCAUGGCGGAGAGAGGGUGCUGUGUCAUGAUCACAGCCAACCAGCUGCGCGAACGCUUUCACGACGCCGCCGAGAAGGCUAUUAACUUGACAGAGGAAGAUAUUUGCCCGCCGGAGAAGAAUCAGACUGCUUUUGCAGCUCUGCUCGCACAGCUCAUCUGCACGUACGAUGAGUCGUAGCAUGCAGCAGGCGACAUGUCUACUGGGCCAGCUAACCUUAGCCAUGAGCUGGACAGGCCCGCGCGAUUAUCUAUAGGCCUUCGUCCGCUUGUGGUCAUCUCUCCUAUCCCUGUAACAGAUAUUGCCUUGCACGAAAUCUUUGCUCAGGCGGAAACUACUACACCACAUUUCCACUCGUCUUGACUCAAAUUACGACGAACAUGUAACACCGCGCUGGAGCCUACGCAUUAGCUCAUGGAUGCCCACAACGCGAGGCUCUUUGCACAUUAAAUUCCGACCGGCUCAA